UCAAUUGGACUGGAGGGAAAGGGAUCGUAUGAUUGUAAAAGCGGAGAACAGCAGCAGCAAGGACACGCAGCGGUGAGGUGGUGAGGGAGGUGCAGAAACCGCCAUUCUCAGAGUGGCUUGGGGACCUGCGUACUGUAGGUUCGUCCGACGCUGGCUGACACUAUUUGCAAAUCGUCUGGCCGGUUUGGGGUCGCAGCGACGGAUAUCAGGUUUCCCAGAAAGUGACAGAAAGAAGUAUUCGGGAUAGUCUCUCCCCAUCUAGGUCCAUGUCCUCGCUGACUUUUGGGAAUGAAAUACUUGGGAUCGGCGCCAAGCUGCUCCAUCGGUCUGGGAAAGUCUAUCCACAAGCGGAGACUGCUGCAGGACGAUAAAACUAGUCUGGAGUGCACAGAUGCUCACCGUCACCAAAUUCUCCUGCUGGGAGGCAUCACUCUCGCUCUCGUCCUCCCCGUCCCCGCCAACGCCGCUGAAGCCGUGAUUUCGUGUGAAGAAGCGUUCGAGACACCGAACGACCACGGCCUGGAACUUCAUCCGAGCACCCGGAAUGAGACAAAUGCAGUCGGCUUGAACAAAAGGAAACAGAGCUGCAGACCGUGCGAGCCUGGCCCGAGGAUUUCGGCGGCAUUCGCGGGUAAAUGGAGGUCGUGGACAGUCUCUCGGGAGCAAGAGUGAAGAAUGAUGAUGUCCAAGAAGUACUGUACUGU
Molecule: messenger RNA, 704 nt
Organism: Mollisia scopiformis
Lineage: Eukaryota; Fungi; Ascomycota; Leotiomycetes; Helotiales; Mollisiaceae
Exons: 1
Coding region: 289-672 (127 amino acids)
Source: RefSeq, a predicted model, not a curated record